AUGUCCUCAGACCCACUCAUUUGCACUCACAUCUCCAAAGAGUGCCCUAUCGAGCUCACAACUUAUGGCUAUCGUCCUAAUCUCGGCGGCAACAUUUUCUUAGCUGUGCUUUUCGGCAUCGCAUUCGUUGCUAAUAUCGUCCUCGGCAUUCGUUUCCGCAUCCGCGCCUAUGCGAUUGUUCUCAGUCUGGGCUGCUUAGCCCAAGUCUUGGGCUAUGUCGGACGCGUGGGGAUGUACUUUCAACCAUUCAACGCGAUACCCUUCCAAGCGCAGAUCUGCUGCCUGAUUAUUGGCCCUGCAUUCAACAGCGCGGCUGUAUAUCUCAUGCUAAAACAUAUCGUUGCGCUCUUUGGAGCCAAGUGGUCUGUGCUGAAACCAAAAUGGUAUACUAUCAUCUUCAUCACUGCGGAUGUUGUAUCGUUGGUUUUGCAAGCUGUUGGCGGUGGUAUCACAGCGACUUCUGACUUCAGCACGGACAAAGAUAGGAUCGAAAUGGGCAAUAAUAUCAUGAUGGCGGGUAUAGCUUUUCAAGUCGUGACGCUAUCAAUCUUUGCGAUACUUGCAACUUUAUUCUGCGUCAGAAGAAUGAGAGCUCUUACUACGAAUCCUCUUGAGGGCAAUUCCCUCCAGGCUUGGCGAACUCUUCGCUUUAGAUUGUUCUUGGGUGGACUUACGACGGCGUUUAUGGCGAUUUAUAUCCGCUGCGUGUAUCGCAUUGCGGAGAUGCGAGGCGGUUGGGGCAAUAAGCUCAUGAGAGAGCAAAUCCCUUUCAUUAUCUUUGAGUCAGUCAUGAUUCUCAUUGCGACUUUGUCGCAGACCAUUCUACAUCCUGGAUAUUUCUUCCCGUGGUUUGUCGAUCAGACCCCCAAGCUUGAUGCUGAAAGCUCAUAUACGGAACUGUCUGUUGUAUCUGGAUCACGAGUAGGAUUUGAGGGGUCGAAAUAGUUGGCUGGAGAAGCACGAGUGAUGGAUAUUUAAGGAAUUAGAGGGGUUCAUUCAGUUGCAUAUAUAACGAGUUGCAAAAGCGCGAGUG
This is a messenger RNA of Fusarium odoratissimum NRRL 54006, 1033 nucleotides long. RefSeq lists its product as uncharacterized. The record is from RefSeq and is a predicted model, not a curated record. Bases 1 to 945 code for a protein of 314 amino acids. Gene Ontology annotation, cellular component: plasma membrane; fungal-type vacuole. Lineage: Eukaryota; Fungi; Ascomycota; Sordariomycetes; Hypocreales; Nectriaceae. The transcript has 3 exons.